UUUUCCAAAAUGGCGGACGUAAUGGAGAUGAGCACUUGGUCUGGUGAAUGGGGCCUUCCUUCCAUAAACGUUGCUUGUUUGGAAGUCAUAGCAUAUGCUAAGUUUUCUGGUUGUCCUAUUAAGGUUAACAAACACAACAAUCCAUGGAAAUCUCCAACAUGGCAGCUUCCGGUGUUCAGAUCAGGGGACAAGAUUUUGACGUCAUCACAGAAGAUCAUGGACUUUCUGAGAGAACAGAAUUUCAAUGCAGAUUAUCAGCUUACAGCAAAGCAAGGAGCAGAUACAUUGGCAUUCAUGGCUUUAAUUGAAGACAAAUUCUAUCCAGCAUUGCAAUAUUGGUUUUGGGGAGAUGGCAGUAAUUAUUCAGAGUUCACAAGAGCUCUCUACGCCAAGAGGCUUCCAAUACCAUUAAGUUUUAUUAUUCCUGGUCAAAUGGCGAAAGUGGGAAAAUAUGUUGCUACAAAGAGUCUUGAGAUUGAAGAGGAGAAUGAAACAGCUUUUGAAAACAAGAUAUUCAAUGAUGCUUUACAGUGUCUACAAAAUUUAUCCAUUCAAUUGGGUGACAAGCCAUUCUUCUUUGGUGAAAGCCCAACCACUCUAGAUGCUGUGGUGUUUGCUCAUAUUGCUAUUGUAUGGAGAGCACCACCAUUACCAAACAAUAAGCUAAAGCUCCACCUUAGUGGCUUCGAAAACCUUAUUGCAUUUUGCAGCAGAAUAUUGCAAAGAUAUUUUCCCUACAACCCAGAAGAUCCUCCACCAGAGACCAAACCCAAACCCACUGCUACAACACUAGAUGAAGACCCUUAUCAGAGACGUAAAAUGUGGCUAUCUGUUGGUCUUGCAGCUCUGGCAAUGACAGGCUAUGCCCUAUUUAGUGGGCUUGUUCAAUUCAAUAUAACAACUGAGGAUGAGUUUGUGGACAAAAGGAACGAAGAACUAAAAGAUUUUCCUAAUGGUCACUUUAAUGAGGAAUAUGAGAAUGAAGAAGAAUAAAUGAUUAGGAAAUAUUUGGAUAAAACGUUUGGACCUUAAGAAGGCUAUGUUAGGUCCUGGCUCUUUGUAACAUUGUAUAUAAAAAAUAAAUUUACUUCUACCAUUUGGAAAUGAAGCAAA
Molecule: messenger RNA, 1113 nt
Organism: Actinia tenebrosa (Australian red waratah sea anemone)
Lineage: Eukaryota; Metazoa; Cnidaria; Anthozoa; Actiniaria; Actiniidae
Product: metaxin-1
Biological process (GO): mitochondrion organization
Cellular component (GO): SAM complex; cytoplasm
Source: RefSeq, a predicted model, not a curated record